AUGGCAGACUUGGAGAGACACAAGGGUUUUAUGAAAUAUGCUUUGAAGCUGGCAAACAAUGCACUACACAACAACGAAGUCCCCGUCGCUUGUGUCUUUGUCUAUAAGAAUCAAGUCAUUAGUUAUGGUAUGAAUAAUACCAAUGAUUCCCUUUCUGGUAUAACACAUGCAGAGUUUAGAGGUAUAAAUAUUAUUUGGUCUAAAUUACAAUCAAUGACACCAACACCUGGUAUCGCUUUACAAGAUAUUUUCAAAGAAAUAGAUCUAUAUGUCACUGUGGAACCUUGUGUUAUGUGUGCUUCUGCUUUAAAACAAAUUGGUAUACGUAAUGUUUAUUUUGGUUGUGGUAAUGAAAGGUUUGGUGGGAAUGGUAGUUGUUUAAAGAUUAAUCAAGAUUCUACUACUUCGGAAAAUAAUUAUAAAUCUUAUCCUGGGAUCUAUAGGAAAGAAGCAAUCAUAUUGUUAAGAGAUUUUUAUACUCAUGAAAAUACAAAAGCUCCAGUACCAAAGGAGAAAAAAAAUCGAAUUUUGAAAAAAGAUGAAUUCCCUCCAUUGAUAUGGUCAAAUUAUAUAAAUGAAAUGGAUUUUAAAAACUUUUUUGGCGUGGAUAAGUUAUGGGCUUUUGAACAAAAUUUAGAUUUAGAUGAUGAAAUUAACAAUGAUAUAUUAGAUUCUCAAAAUAUUAAUAUUGAUGAUAUAAUAGAAUGGUCAAAUCAACCAUUACCUGGAUUAAACAAGAGAAGGAAAACAUAA
This is a messenger RNA of Hansenula ciferrii, 753 nucleotides long. It is a transcript of the gene TAD2, whose product is annotated as tRNA(adenine34) deaminase. The record is from RefSeq and is a predicted model, not a curated record. The transcript has a single exon. Gene Ontology annotation, biological process: tRNA wobble adenosine to inosine editing. NCBI's taxonomy places the organism in Eukaryota, Fungi, Ascomycota, Saccharomycetes, Phaffomycetales, Wickerhamomycetaceae. Gene Ontology annotation, cellular component: cytoplasm; nucleus. The coding region runs from base 1 to 753 and encodes 250 amino acids. Gene Ontology annotation, molecular function: zinc ion binding; tRNA-specific adenosine-34 deaminase activity.